This is a messenger RNA of Caenorhabditis remanei, 1218 nucleotides long. RefSeq lists its product as uncharacterized. Bases 1 to 1218 code for a protein of 405 amino acids. Lineage: Eukaryota; Metazoa; Nematoda; Chromadorea; Rhabditida; Rhabditidae. The transcript has 6 exons. Gene Ontology annotation, molecular function: RNA polymerase II cis-regulatory region sequence-specific DNA binding; nuclear receptor activity; zinc ion binding. The record is from RefSeq and is a predicted model, not a curated record. Gene Ontology annotation, biological process: anatomical structure development; regulation of transcription by RNA polymerase II; cell differentiation.
AUGUUUGAAGUUAACAAUUAUGAUUUGAAGGCAGAUGGCCCGAGUUCUGAAGACGUCACAACUCCAAAAAGGGAUCUCAGCAAAAAUGCCAGAAACAUUCUUCCUGAAUAUUGUGAAGUUUGUGGAAACCGUGCAAUUGGAUACCAUUACGACGUAGCAACUUGCAACGGAUGCAAAGCAUUCUUUCGACGCACCAUAAUCACUGGAAGAAAGUUUUUAUGCAAGAAAGGACACAAAUGUUUGGAGAAAGCAGAUCCAAGAGCUCGAAGGCUAUGUCCCGGGUGUAGGUUCGAAAAGUGUGAGAAAGUUGGGAUGAACCCAAUGAAUAUUCAAGCAGAGAUGACUCAAAAAGGUGAAUUAUUGAGACAACAGUUCAUCGCAUCUCGAGAAUUCGAGCAAAGUAUCAAUCGCACGCCAACUCCGAUAGAAGAUAAAUUGAGUAUAGCCAUUUCGAAACUAACUCUGAUUGAAGACCAAGUUGAUGAUCUAUUCAAUUCAAAUAUCCCUGCACAUUAUGGAGACAUGCGUACUCUCACUGAAAUUCUUCAAAUGAAUCCAAUACUUGAAGUAUCAAGGAUACCAGAUUUAAAAUUUCUCACAAGUCAACUGUUCCCUGAUCAUGCUGGUUUCUGUCAUAACAUUUAUCUAUCAAUGGUCGAGUUUACAAAAAUGUUUGAUUCAUUCUCCAAACUCUCCAUAGAUUCAAUUAAAAAGUUAAUCAGACACGGUGCAUCGAUGUGCGUGGGAUUGAUGGCCUCCAGAAGAUCCAUUCGAAAGUUUAACGCUGAUUCCCUACGCCGUACAGACGGAACUAUCGCUGGAAAACCAGAUAGAAGUUGGAAUGGGAUUUGGGUGGAGCAUAAGAAGAUGAUACAGAAAGUGUUACAUUCGUUUGUUCGGAAUAAGAUAGAUGAUGUGGAGUUCAUGUUUCUGAAAGCCAUCGCCAUAUGCAAUCCAGCAGUACCCGAUCUCCGGAAAGCGGAUCAAGUCGUGGUAGAAAAAGAGCGAUUUCGAUAUGCCACAGCUCUACUGGAUUAUUGCUUCAGGACGUAUGGGUCAACUCAUGGCGCUGACAGAUUUGGAUCUAUUCUUUCAGUUAUGACAAUAAUGGAGAAUCAGCAAAGAGAAGAAAAGUGUUUUUAUGUCAUUUUGAGAUCUUAUUUUUCUCAUGUUGAUAUGUUAGUUAGUCCGUUGUAUGAUGAGAUUAUGGCUUCGUGA